Molecule: messenger RNA, 1092 nt
Organism: Medioppia subpectinata
Lineage: Eukaryota; Metazoa; Arthropoda; Arachnida; Sarcoptiformes; Oppiidae
Source: the annotation of a GenBank genome assembly
GGAUUUGUUAGGUUUGGUAUUGUAUUCUUUGGUUCGGCGGGAAUCGGCGCCGCCUUUGCAUUGAUUGCAGCUCUGGUAUUCAAAUACAUAGACUUAAGAAAGCAUCCGUCCCUCGAGUUCGGGAUGAUGUUAGUGUUUAUAUACGCGCCGUACGGGUUGGCCGAGGGCUUGCAUUUAUCGGGAAUUAUGGCCAUUCUGUUCAAUGGUGUAGUGAUGUCACAUUACGCUCACUUUAACCUCUCACCAGUCACUCAGAUAACAAUGCAACAGACGCUCAGGACUUUGGCCUUUAUAGCCGAGACCUGUGUGUUCGCAUACCUGGGUUUAGCGAUAUUCAGUUUCAAAAUGAAGAUUGAGAUCGAGUUAAUCAUUUGGAGUAUAAUACUAUGUUUGGUCGGACGCGCCCUAAAUAUCUAUCCGCUCUCAUAUGCCGUCAAUUACUUUCGCGAGCAUAAGAUCUCAAAGAAGAUGAUGUUUGUCAUGUGGUUCAGUGGUCUUCGGGGAGCCAUUGCUUACGCUCUGGCACUACAUCUGGAGUUUGAAGACGAAAAACGCCGAGUCGUUGUCACCACAACUCUUAUAAUCGUAUUGUUCACCAUUAUUGUAAUGGGCGCGAGUUCUAUGCCAGUCAUGAAGUUUAUGAAAGCAGACAAAAAAGUGAGAGGAAGGAGAAGGGGUUCGAAGAAAGGCUCCAAAAGGGGACUCAGUUUGAGUAAAACUAAAGAAAUGGGUCAGGCCAUAGAAGCCGAACACUUAUCUGAAUUAACUGAAGAGGAAUAUGAAGUAAAUUUCUUAAACAAGUCGAAUGUCACCGGUUUUGUUAGAUUUGAUGUCAAAUAUUUAAUGCCAUUCUUUACGCGAAGAUUUACAGAACAGGAAGUGAAGGACUGUAAGUCCCAAAUGACUGAUCUGACCAAUAGAUGGUAUCAAACGGUUAGAAGACCUUCAGAUACGGAAGAAUCUGAAGAAUUGUGUGUUGAGAGUCCACAACUGUUUAAAGCGUAAAUUUGUUAUUUUAUUUGUUUUGUUGUUUCAAUGCAUAAACAUUGCCUUAAUUUAAUAAAUAAAUAAUUAAUUUAUUCAAUAUUUAAA